AAAAUCAAGACAGGAGGGUUUUCAUUUUCAAUGCUUUCUCCACCGAAGACAAUCAUUUUCUUUUCUCUGCGUCUCUGAGGCCUGUCUGAACUCUGCAGGGGAGCUUCGCAACUCGCUCUCGCGGCGUCGCAGAAGGAUUGGGGUCCUUGCACUUCCGUUUUAUUCAAUGGAUGAGCGGCCAUCCGUGGUUGAGGAUGGGGAUGCGAUAGAGUGUUCAAGUGGAAAAGAUGCACCAAAUGAAGAGAGUUCUGAUAUGGAGCCAAGUGUCGGUAUGGAGUUUGAAUCUGAGGAAGCUGCAAAAGUUUUUUAUGACACUUAUGCCACACACAUGGGUUUCAUCAUGCGCGUUGAUGCGUUUCGAAGAUCAAUGCGUGAUGGGAAGGUUGUCUGGCGUCGGCUUGUCUGUAAUAAAGAAGGCUUCCGAAAGUCAAGGCCUCGGAGAAGUGAAAAUAGAAAGCCAAGAGCUAUCACGAGAGAAGGCUGUAAGGCAAUGAUUGUGGUCAAGAAAGACAAAACUGGAAAAUGGGUAGUCACGAAAUUCAUAAAGGAGCAUAACCAUCCAUUGAUAGCUGCUCCAGCAAAUAGCCAUCGGAGUGUUCUUCUCUCUCAAAAACCAGAUGAGAAAGAUGUUAAAAUUCGGGAGUUGACUGCUGAGCUACAGCGUGAGCGGAAGAGAUCUGCCGCUUAUCUGGAGCAACUCGAAAUGGUUUUGCGAGACAUGGAAGAGCAUUCGGGCCGCCUAUCAAAAAGCAUCGAAGUCAUAGUUAAAAGUGUGAGAGAAAUUGACUCAAGGAGAGCUCCUGUCAGUAGUAGCCAAUAGUCACAACUCGUGUCUCUUGUAACUGAACUAAUCUUGUUCAUGCCUUUUUCCCCUUAGGUUGCAAACUAACUGCAGGAUGAGUUGAAUCUUGUAAAAAUAGGGGAAUUAGUUAAUAGUAAGGCUAACGUAGCUGAUUUAGAAAAUGGAAGGGCUAUAGUCAGCUUGAUUGAUUGUGCUUGUUA
This is a messenger RNA of Eucalyptus grandis, 1002 nucleotides long. RefSeq names its product protein FAR1-RELATED SEQUENCE 5. Lineage: Eukaryota; Viridiplantae; Streptophyta; Magnoliopsida; Myrtales; Myrtaceae. The coding region runs from base 167 to 820 and encodes 217 amino acids. The record is from RefSeq and is a predicted model, not a curated record. The transcript has 3 exons.